GCGCAAGACAGUUAUUUAUUCGAUAAGUGCAUUUAAGGCGAAAUUUUUUUGUACGCAUCACUUAGUGCAAAACGCAAUGGAAUUUACAUCGAUACUAAGUAUUUUGAUUUUUACUACAGUAUACAAAAACGUUGGAUGUUCAUGUUAUUACUACUUUGAUGGAUAUAAUAACAUUCGUGACUGCAGCUACAAAAGAGAAAUCUAUACGAAGCUUAGUAUCUGUUAUGGAUCAAUGUUUGGGGUCGGUGUAAUUGUCGGCGUUAUUGUAUGGUGUUGCUGCGCCAUGAAGAAAAAUCAAGAUCAAUCUAACAGAACAAUUAAUGCUGUAGUAGUCCCAAGAACAGGUAAUCAUGCCACUCAGAAUCCCUAUAUCAUGAUGGGACCGACACAAUAUGGAAGUCGACAGGAACAAGUGACGAGAUCUGGGCGGAUCCCAUCCAAUAAUUCUGGUGCUCUAGGAUAUCCAGCGGGAACAUUCCAGCCAUAGGAAAGAGUAAACUUAAGGAGAAUGAUUGUAGUUGACCUGACGAAAGUAGCUAUAAUGUAAAUUGGAAAGAUGGUUUCUAAAACAUACUUCAUACAUUACUAGUUUUAUUGUGACUGACGCUAUAUGAUAAAAAUACUUGUGUGCAUUCAACAUCAUUUUAUCCAUUUGACAUUAUACUUACAUCGACAUCAUACAUACAUGUAGUCGGGGUGACAAUUUGUUAAACUUUUAAAUCUAUUUGGAUUGAACACUCUUAAUAAAAGUCCACAGUAAAAAAAAAUAAU
This is a messenger RNA of Saccostrea cuccullata (small rock oyster), 771 nucleotides long. RefSeq lists its product as uncharacterized. The coding region runs from base 77 to 487 and encodes 136 amino acids. The transcript has 4 exons. The record is from RefSeq and is a predicted model, not a curated record. NCBI's taxonomy places the organism in Eukaryota, Metazoa, Mollusca, Bivalvia, Ostreida, Ostreidae.